Messenger RNA from Oncorhynchus gorbuscha (pink salmon), 2767 nucleotides. Its product is annotated as protein lifeguard 3-like. The record is from RefSeq and is a predicted model, not a curated record. Gene Ontology annotation, cellular component: Golgi apparatus; membrane; endoplasmic reticulum. The transcript is spliced from 12 exons. Lineage: Eukaryota; Metazoa; Chordata; Actinopteri; Salmoniformes; Salmonidae. Bases 820 to 1737 code for a protein of 305 amino acids. Gene Ontology annotation, biological process: negative regulation of apoptotic signaling pathway.
GUAAAGAAAGUGACAACUAAAUCCAAAGGUCUAUAGUCUAGACAUCCGCGUUCCCACAAUUUUCAAAUGCUUCGGGUCUGGUUUUCGAGACUAGUGGUGUUGGAUGAUUAUGGGCCCAGUCACUUUUCAGUCACUAUCGCCUAAUUGUUAUUUCCACUUCUGCAGUAAGUAUCUGAAACGAUGUGGAUGCAAUACAUAUUGUGAUGUUUACAAGACUACCAGUUAAUAGAACACAGUGGAACUUUGGCCAUAAUGUGUACGUUGUUUUCCUUUAAAAUAUAAAUUUACCAUGAGAGUAGGAAUUGGGCCUGUCGCACUUUGUUUCCAAACAGCGAUGCCUAGUGACGCCUACUAAGUAUGACAUGUGAACUAAUAUCGAACUAUGAAACAUUGUUGACACAUUGUUACAGUGUAACUUCAGCGGAAAUGUUGCUAUUUGGUCGUGCCUAUUGGAAUGUAUCUAGUAAUCCUGCGUUAUUCGGAUAGGUAUUAAAAUGAUUUCUCCAGCAAAUGGUCUCAAAAUAAUGUCUUAAUAAAGGUGAAUAAAUAAUGGUUUUAAUGACAGGCCUUAAAAUGUAAACACUUGUUAAUUUGGAACAAAACAAAAAUAACCACAAUUGUUUUUUUACAAAUGUAUGCAUCAGCCCGGGGGGCAUGUUGGGUAAGGAUCUCAUUACAACUCCGUGAAAUGUAGGCGACACAGGAACAGUGUCCCAGACUUGACCAAGCUAAAUGAUCAAACCAUUUAACCGUUAGGUGUUUAACAUCGCAGAUCGAUAUCUCAUCAGAAUCCACUUGGUGCCCAUAUCGCAUGUCAUAAUGUCAAAGUCGGAUUUCCCUCCAGCCUAUGAAGAUGCACUACAUGGCCCCAGGCCCCGGCAUGGGAACUACCCACAGCCCCCACCAGCGUAUGGACCAUACCCUGCUCAGUCCUCAGCUCAAUACCCAGGACAAGCAGGGUACCCUCUGGGCUACCCUCCUUCUGGGAUGCCUUAUUCCAUUCCUCUAGGAAUGCCCACCUCCAACCAAGUGGAAGACGAUGAAUUUCCAUAUUCUACAGCAUGGGAAAGCAUUUCUAUUCGACAUGCGUUCAUCCGAAAAGUGUACUUAAUCUUGGCUGCUCAGCUCAUCGUCACUGUAUCAAUUGUGGCUGUGUUUACAUUUGUUGAGGAAGUACGUGCAUUUGUCAUUAGGAACCCAGCCGUGUAUUGGACAUCAUUCGCUGUUUAUUUAGUCACUUAUUGCAUUCUUGUCUGCUGCGAAGGGCCAAGGAGACGCUUUCCUUGGAACUUUGUGCUGCUGGCCAUUUUUACACUGGCCAUGUCCUACAUGACAGGAACAAUAUCAAGUUACUAUGACACAAAAGCAGUGUUGCUGACCAUUGGAAUAACAGCAAUAGUGUGCAUAAUUGUCACCAUCUUCUGCUUUCAAACUAAGGUGGAUUUUACAUCUUGUGGGGGACUUUUCAGUAUUCUUGCCAUCGUAGUCUUGGUUACUGGGAUCAUUACAGCCAUCGUACUAUCCUUUAAAUAUGUCCCAUGGCUUCAUAUGCUCUAUGCUGCAAUUGGAGCUGUCAUUUACACCCUGUUUUUAGCAUACAACACCCAGCUUCUCAUCGGAAACCGCAAGCUUUCCAUCAGCCCAGAGGAGUAUGUUUUUGGAGCACUUUCACUUUAUGUUGACAUUGUCCAGAUCUUCAUUUUCCUCCUGCAACUAGUUGGGGCUUCCACAGAUUAAAGGCAGGAGGACGACAUACGACCUAGUGUGGAUGGAUCCUACUUAUAUUGUAUUUUUUCACCUCAAACUGUUGCUUCUCAUACAGGACUGUCAAUUAUAGUUUUUAUAUUCUUGUAAUCCCAUUAACAUAACCCUAUGAGAGUGCUGCAAACUUUCAAUUAAGAUCGUUAUAUAUUUACUUAUUCCCAGAAUGGAUGUUGGUUAUGUGAUGAUUUGGUAAGUUAUGAAUGCAAUAUGCAUACAUGAUUGUCUGAAUCGCAUUUGAUUUGACCUACAUAUUUGUUUAAAAUACAUUUCUUGUCCUCAUGUUGCCUUUUCCCUUAAACCGUAAAAAUGUCAAACAGAAUCCAUUGUCAAAAUGGCUCAAACUGUCUCUGUAUGCAUCCAUUGGUGGUGUUACAGUUCAGCAACAAGGCCAGAGGGGGUGUGGUAUAUGGCCAAUAUACCACGGCUGAGGGCUGUUCUUAGCGUGACGCAACGCAGAGUGCCUGGACAGAGCCCUUAGCUGUGGUAUGUUGGCCAUAUAUCAUAAACCACCAAGGUGCCUUAUUUCUAUUAUAAAAUUGUUACUGAUGUAAUUAGAGCAGUAAAAAUGUGUUUUGUCACACCCAUAGCAUACACAACUGUCAGCCAAUCAGCACUCGAACCACCUAGUUUAUUAAAACAUCACUUCCAUUUUCCUCAAUUGUAUAUGUGAUAACCGUAGAAAAGUUUACUUUUCUUGAUAUACAUUUCUGAUUAUCAGAACCAAUAAUUAAAGACAAUAUCUCAGAAGGUUCUGUUUGCCAUGCAGUUUUUCUGUGAGAAAGCAAUUAUUGCAUGGGGACUUUUUCAACCCAACUGAAUCUGGAUGGCAUAGAGAUGGGAAGUCAUGAAAAGGGUAUCUUCUCUUAUACAGAUUAUUAGUGUGUGAACUUUUCCAAUUAUGAGUUGAUUUCAUACACUAUUCCUUUCAGGUGCCAGUUCACUAUGGUUCUUUUCCUUACAAAAAGCACUUCAUGUCCACCAAUUUCAUAAUGUAACAAACAUG